Molecule: messenger RNA, 2623 nt
Organism: Stereum hirsutum FP-91666 SS1
Lineage: Eukaryota; Fungi; Basidiomycota; Agaricomycetes; Russulales; Stereaceae
Product: glyoxal oxidase
Exons: 5
Coding region: 138-2144 (668 amino acids)
Source: RefSeq, a predicted model, not a curated record
CUCCUGCUCGCUUCAUCCCUCAGCUAUCCUUUCGGCCGUCGUCUGCCUCGUCUUGGGCUUGAAUUUCUCUCUUUCCCUUCUUUCUACCUCCUAGUAAUAUUUUUGCUGAAGAGAAACGCCACUCUUUUCCAUUCACAAUGUUCUUCUCGUCACUCCUCGCUCUGGGGGUGGCUGCUAGCCCCGCGCUCGCGCAGACUGCAGGCUCGUUCGAACAGGUUGGGGAUACCCUAGUGAGCGCCAUGAUGAUGUUCCUUGGUAACGAGGGCAAGGUCUACAUUCUUGACAAAACAGAGGGAAAUGCAGCACAAGUUAACGGUCACCCAGCUUGGGCGUCAGUAUGGGAUGUCGCCUCCCGCACCGCCACAGUCAUGGAUGUGGAGACUAACCCGUUCUGUGCGGCGGGUAUGCAUCUACCAAAUGGAUCUUUCGCAACCUUUGGUGGCAACGGCGCCAUCACCACCGGAGGUGACAUCGGUUCGGUGAAGCAAGCCGGUGGUUCGAGCGCUAGUUAUGAUGCUACCUACCAAGACUACGACGGUACCAAAGCCAUCCGGAUUAUCACUCCCUGUGACGGUGACGUCUCGUCGUCGGGCUGCUCCUGGUACGAUUCACCCAACGGCCUGCAGAUGCAGAAGCACAGAUGGUACCCAGGAGCGGAGCCUCUCGCGGAUGGAAGCGUUGUCUUGGUCGGUGGUUUCGUGAACGGUGGAUACAUCAACAGGAACUACCCCAACACCGAUCCAGAGUACGAAGGAGGCGCUGCUGAGCCGACUUACGAGUUCUAUCCCUCGAAUGGGACCGCUCAGGUCAUGCAGUUCAUGAUCCAGACUAGCGGUUUGAAUUCGUACGCACACACCUAUCUUAUGCCGUCCGGGCAGAUGCUCGUACAAGCUAAUUGGUCUACUGUCUUGUGGGAUUACUAUAACAACGUUGAGACGCCCCUCCCUGACAUGCCUGGUCACGUUGUCCGCGUCUACCCUGCGUCGGGCGCCGUCGCUAUGCUUCCCCUCACCCCUGCGAACAACUGGAACCCUACUCUCCUUUUCUGCGGUGGAUCCGACAUUCCCGAACAAGACUGGGGAGACUAUUCUUGGCCAGCUAUCAACACUUUUGAUUACCCCGCCUCGACCGAUUGCCAACGCCUUACACCAGAACCUACCGAUGGAUCUACUCCGGCAUACGAGCAGGACGACGAUCUGCCUGUUGGUCGUACGAUGGGCCAGUUUAUUGCUCUUCCGGACGGGACGAUGCUGAUAUUGAACGGAGGUCAGAAUGGUACUGCAGGAUACGCUACACAAACUGGAGAGACCGAGUCUUAUAGUCAGAUGCCCUAUGGCAUGUCCCUCGCGGCUGGACCCGUCACCCAGCCUGUCCUCUAUAACCCGAACGCAGCGAAGGGAAGCCGCUUCUCCAGCGCGGGCUUUGGCAGCUCUUCUCUUCCUCGUCUAUACCACUCCACAGCACUUCUCCUCGCUGACGGUUCCGUUUUCGUCGCUGGCUCCAAUCCCAAUGUCGACGUCAACCUCACUACCUACUUCCCCACCACCUACACCGCCGAAAUAUUCUACCCGUCUUACUUCAGCGCCACCACUCGCCCCUCGCCACAGGGCAUUCCCUCGACGCUCUCCUACGGUGGAAACUACUUCGAUGUCACCGUCGACUCUUCGUCUUACUCUGGAUCCGCAAACACCGCUGCCGCCAACACUUCCAUCUGGCUCAUGCGUCCCGGAUUUACGACUCACGCUAUGAACAUGGGACAGCGCGCUAUGCAACUCAACAGCACGUACUCCGUUGCGUCGAAUGGAACGAUCACCUACCACGUCUCACAACCUCCCCCCAACGCAAAUUUGUUCCAGCCUGGCCCAGGGUUGUUGUUCGUCACGAUCAACGGAAUUCCGAGUAACGGAACGAUGGUGAGAGUGGGCAGUGGGAAUAUCGAGACACAGACGUUGUCGAGCGUGGCGGACUUGCCUACAAGCCAACCUUCGUCUGAUGAUACAUCGGGCACUGGAUCUGGUUCGAGCAAUUCGAGCGAUCAAUCCAGUGGUGCGAGGUCAGUAGAGGGCGUGAGGAUCGGUAGCAUGGGUGCGAUGUACGGUGCGGUGAUGUUGGCCGGUGCUGGGCUUGCGAUGUUGGGGCUGUGAGAUGUUUCGUCUGAUUGGUCUCUAGGAGAUGGUCCUAACGACCACAUGCGCAUCUGAUGUGCUUGCAUGGCUGACUCUAUUGAUCGCUGACAUUGAACUACCUUUCUUCGCAUGCAAUUUGGUUUUUCAUCAUGGACUCUGAUAGACUUGAUGACUCUUCGGACGCUUUGCAUAUCCUUUAUCCCGCGUAGUACCUUCCUACCCAUCCGCCUAACACCCCUCCAUCCUCGCCGAACCCUACCCAUCGCCGCGGACUCUGUGCUAUCACCUGUCAUUCGUUAUCCUAUACCUCUGUAUAUAAACACUUCAUGUCGCUCGCAUACGUACUUACGGUUCCUGCCUUUAUUCAACAGCAGCCGCAUCCCUACAUUCCGCCUCAAUCUUGAUAAUCCCUAUUUAUCCCGUUCAUUCUCCGUCCUCCCGUUCUGACCGUCAUCGUACUCAUAUGUCUGUGAUAUAUACAUCUCUCGUCGCUCACU